Molecule: messenger RNA, 426 nt
Organism: Alternaria alternata
Lineage: Eukaryota; Fungi; Ascomycota; Dothideomycetes; Pleosporales; Pleosporaceae
Exons: 3
Coding region: 1-426 (141 amino acids)
Source: RefSeq, a predicted model, not a curated record
AUGAAGCUCUUCUACUAUGCUCUUCUUUCAGCCGCAACUCCGCUGGCCUUAUCUCUCGGAGUUCCCAGCGCAAGCUCUGAGCAAGUCAACCAACUUGCUGCCCGAGCCGAUUUUGACGCUGCCCAUUCGUCUCUUGUCGACGGCGCCCUUCCGAAGAGGAAUCUUGCGAAAAGAGACAUCACGGGCAUCACUCGCCAAUGCUACGGAACGAACGGGAAAUUCAAAUAUAUCUUGCAAGGUGUCCUCAUCACUACUUCUAUAGUCGGCAACACUUUGCACUAUACCAUCACCACUUCUUUGGCGGGCUCGAGUCUCAAGUCGGUCAUCUUUGACUUGGGUCACGGAUCAUAUGAGUUAUUGCUAGGGGACCGGGGAACUUUUGAAUUCGCGCAAGGUGCGCUGAAUAUCUACGCAGGAAGACGCUAG